Messenger RNA from Misgurnus anguillicaudatus (oriental weatherfish), 669 nucleotides. It is a transcript of the gene tmsb2, whose product is annotated as thymosin beta 2. NCBI's taxonomy places the organism in Eukaryota, Metazoa, Chordata, Actinopteri, Cypriniformes, Cobitidae. Gene Ontology annotation, biological process: regulation of cell migration; actin filament organization. The record is from RefSeq and is a predicted model, not a curated record. Gene Ontology annotation, molecular function: actin monomer binding. Gene Ontology annotation, cellular component: cytoplasm.
AUGCCUUAAGAGAAACCCCAGAAAGGAGAAAUUUGUGGAUGUUGUGCCAUAAACGUAACGUAUGUGCCUCUGUCCCCAGUGAGGGGAAACGAUGGCAGCCAUCAAUACACUCGUAUUUACAGUGACCACUUCAUCAAAGCGGACACGCAGACACCAGCAGACGCAGUCUGGAUAAUCAUAGCAGACACAGUAUCCUUCUCUCUUUUUACCAAUCAGUGGAUAAAGCCACUUUGUGCCCUACGCAAACAUGUCUGACAAGCCAGACCUCACAGAAAUCGCCAAGUUUGACAAAACCAAGCUGAAAAAGACAGAGACAAAAGAAAAGAACCCUCUGCCCACCAAAGAAACUAUUGAGCAGGAGAGGAAAGGAGACGCCACCCCAUGACCUAUGGGAGCAGAUGACAAGCACAAAAGAUGAUGACAGACAUUACAAUUCCUAUUUCUGUUUUAAGGGUGCUAUUGCCCCAUGUGAUGCAUGGUUACCAUGGUGAUUGGAGUCACUGGGGCUUCUGAUUGGGAGAGUGAUUGAUGGGGAGGAUAUGUGACAGGGUUUAAACUAGUUAUUUUACCCAGUUCUGUAAGGUGCAGUGAUUUUUUUUAUUUUCUAAAAGUGUUUCUUCAUGAAAUAAAGACAAAUGAUAUGUAAAACAAAUAAAAUACCAAAAAUGA